GCUCCCAAACAAAGGUUGUUAUCUGCAGUGUUGCCAUCAGAUAGGGACCUGUACUCAUAGUGGCCUGAGUUGCCUCCUGGAGGCCUGGGUCCCACUCCCCUACAAAGUCUCUCCCCAUUGAGAACAGGGACUCCUGGGUUGCAUGUCUUCUCUUGUUCUCCUCCACCAGGGAAUGGGGGCCCCUCCCAGACUCCUGGGUCUCUUUUUCCCAGCCUUAGUCUCUCCUGCCUGGCCAUGAAAGUGUUAAGGCUGUGGGAUAGGAGCCCGCAGGGCUGGGCUAGGGAAGCGGGUGUGGAAGAGACUCCUGGCAGCUCCUGCCAGAAAUCCUGUGCAGUGCAGCCCAGGCUGGAAGAGCAACACCCUCCACUAUUCCCCAUCUGGGACCAGCUAGCUAUUCAACCCUCUCAUCAUAACCGGGCUGAUGAAGGAAGGUGCGGGGCGUAGUCCUCCCUGAGAGCAGGACCCCAGAAUUGAAAGCAGGGAAACCCCAGGGAAAGGGAGAGCCCCCUUAAGGGUGGGGUUAGGGGGCACUGGGCUGGGGAGGACAACUACUUGCUGGCCAGUGGCUGGAGAGCCUUGGGAGGCACUUGGGGACUCUGAGGGGCAUGGGAGGAGGGUGGGGUUGCUGAGCAGUGAAGGAUCAAGGAGCUGGUAGGGAGCAGGGUGCACUGUGAAAAGGGCGGAGCGGGGCGGGUCUCCAGGGUGAGGUGAGAAAAGGAAUCUAUGGAGUGAGGGAAAGGUGUCUCAACGUGCCCAGCAAGGGAAGAGGAAGGCAGGAGUGGGAGGGCGGGGGGUUCUCCAGAGAACAGGGAGGGGGGAAGUCCCUGGGGGGCACAAUGCCCUGUCGCCAGCGCCCCCCAGCCAGCGAGCCCCCACGCCAGGAGCUGUCCUACGAGAGCUACUACAGCCUGAGCCAGCUGUACCCACUGCUGCUGCUGCUGCUGCUCCUCGUGCUCAGCACCUGCCUGGCACUUGCUGCCACUGCCAUCGCCACUGGAAGGGAUCUCGCCUCUGACCUAAGCUUUUUCGUCACCUUGUUUGUGGCCCUGGCUGCAUUUUCUCUUGUCCUCAUCCUCGCCUGCAUUGAGAGCAUCUUCCAGAGAUGCACCCGGGUCUUUUCUGCUGUCAUCUGGGCUGGACUCCUUACCAUGGGCCAUGUCUUCGUGUUUACAGGUGGUGUGGUUAGUGCUUGGGACCAGGUUGCCUUCUUCCUCUUCAUUGUUUUUAUCGUCUACACCAUGCUGCCCAUUGGCAUGCAGGAAGCAGUGGGUGCUGGUUUGGCCUCUUCUCUCUCCCACCUCCUCAUCGUGGGGGCCUACCUGUCGGCCAGGCAGGGCUGGGAAAUGGAGCUGGCCCUGCAGCUCCUGGCCAAUGCAGUGAUCUUCCUGUGUGGGAAUGUGGUGGGAGCCUAUCACAAGCACCUGAUGGAGGUAGCCCUGCGGGAGACCUUCCACGAGACCUUCAACCUCAUCCAGUCCCGGGUCAAGCUGGAGUCUGAGAAGCGACACCAGGACCAUCUCCUUCUCUCAAUCCUGCCUGCCUACAUCGCCAUGGAGAUGAAGGCUGAAAUCAUCGAGCGCCUCCGAGAUGGGGGGCAGGUGCCACGGAGACAUGAGAGUGCUAACAACUUCCACAGCCUCUAUGUCAAACACCACAAGAACGUCAGUAUCCUCUAUGCUGACAUCGUGGGAUUCACUCGCCUGGCCAGUGAGCUGUCCCCCAAGGAGCUGGUGUUGAUGCUGAAUGAGCUCUUUGGCAAAUUUGACCAGAUUGCCAAGGACAAUGAGUGCAUGCGCAUCAAGAUCUUGGGUGACUGCUACUACUGUGUCUCCGGGCUCCCCGUUUCACUGCCCAACCACGCCCGUAACUGUGUCAAGAUGGGUCUGGACAUGUGUCGGGCUAUCAAGAAGCUCCGGGAUGCCACUGGGGUGGACAUCAACAUGAGGGUUGGGGUGCACUCUGGAAAUGUACUGUGCGGGGUGAUCGGGCUCCAGAAGUGGCAGUAUGAUGUUUGGUCCCAUGAUGUGACCCUGGCCAAUCACAUGGAGGCUGGAGGAGUACCAGGGAGGGUGCAUAUAACCAAGGCCACUUUGUCCCACCUGGGAGGAGUCUAUGCUGUGGAGGAAGUCUGUCACUGGCAACGUGACGCUUACCUGAAGGAGAACAAAGUGAAGACCUACCUGGUCAUCGACCCCUGGGCAGAGGAAGAGGAAGAGGAAGGAGGAGAGGACACUCUCUCUCCCAUGCCUGGGGAGGGCCUCAAGAUGAGCCCAUCAGUCCGCAUGACCCGUUACCUGGAAUCCUGGGGAGCUGCCAAGCCCUUCGCCAAUCUCAAACACCUUGAUGUCAUCCCAGCUGAGGAGCGGGGCUUCAUCAGGAGCAACCACUCGGAAAUCUCCCUGGGGUCUCUGAACCAGUCAAGGACCCUCGAGCGGGUUUGCUCCCCGAAGGGGCCUGAGGAGGAGCUUGCCCGAGUGGAUGAAAAGUUCUUCCAGCUGAUUGAACAGCUCAGCUCACCCAAGCAGUGGAAGAAGUCAGAGGAUUUUAACCACAUUACCCUGUACUUCAAGGAAAAAUCCAUUGAGAAGGAGUAUCGACUCUCUGCCUUGCCUGCCUUCAAGUAUUACACAGCCUGCACCUUCCUCGUCUUCCUCUCCAACUUCUUCAUCCAGAUGCUUGUGGCCUACAAGACCCCAGCUCUGGGCAUCUCCUAUGGAAUCUCCUUCUUCCUCUUCCUUCUCCUCCUCCUCACUUGUUUCGCUGGAAACUUGGCAAGGUGCUUCCUGAAAGGCCCAAAGCUGCUGUACUGGGUGCCCUCUAUCUCCACUGCGGUCUGCACCCAGCCCUGGCUCCGAAUCACCCUUGGCAUCACCACCAUCCUCGUUGUCCUCAUUAUGGCUGUACUCAACUUGUUCUUUUUGCCCACUCCCUGGUGUCCUCCUCAGUCCCCCAACUGCACAUUACCAUUCAGCACUUGUCAAGGGCAUGGAUCCAAUGACUCCCUGUUCAGCAUCCCGUACUCUAUUUACUGCUGCAUUUUGGGCUUCCUCUCCUGUUCCCUCUUCCUCCACAUGAACUUUGAACUCAAGCUCUUGAUGCUUCUGCUGUGUCUAGUGGUCUACAGUGCCCUCUUCCUCCGGACCCACGGCUGGCUGUCUGACUGCUACAUUGCUCACCUCUACGCCGACCAGACAGCACUCAGGCCAGGGGUCCUGAAGGAACCCAAGCUGAUGGGAGCCAUCUCCUUCUUUGUCUUCUUCUUCACCCUGCUGGCCCUGGCUAGACAAAAUGAGUAUUAUUGCCGCCUUGACUUCCUCUGGAAGAAGAAGUUUAAGAAGGAGCGUGAGGAAAUCGAGACCAUGGAAAACCUCAACCGUGUCCUACUGGAGAAUGUUCUCCCAGCUGAUGUGGCCCAGCAGUUCAUUGGCCAAAAUCGCCGUAAUGAGGACUUGUACCACCAGUCUUAUGAUUGUGUCUGCGUCCUCUUUGCCUCCAUCCCUGACUUCAAGGAGUUCUACUCUGAGUCCAACGUCAACCGUGAAGGGCUGGAGUGUCUGCGUCUGCUCAACGAGAUUAUUGCAGACUUCGAUGAGCUGCUCUCGAAGCCAAAGUUCAGUGGUGUGGAGAAGAUCAAGACCAUCGGUAGCACCUACAUGGCAGCUACAGGGUUAAAUGCCACCUAUGGCCAAGACAACCAGCAGGAUGCUGAAAGGAGCUACAGUCAUCUUGGAAUCAUGGUGGAGUUUGCAGUAGCUCUUAUAGCCAAGUUGGACAUCAUCAACAAACACUCCUUCAACAACUUCAAGCUUCGUGUGGGGAUGAAUCAUGGCCCAGUGGUGGCAGGGGUCAUUGGAGCCCAGAAACCUCAAUACGACAUUUGGGGCAACACAGUGAAUGUAGCAAGCCGCAUGGAGAGUACCGGGGUGCUGGGCAAGAUCCAGGUCACAGAAGAGACCUCCAGAGCCUUGGAGACGCUCGGUUAUACCUGCUACAUCCGUGGGGUCAUUAAGGUGAAGGGUAAAGGUCAGCUGUGUACCUACUUUGUCUGUACUGACCUCUCUCGGUCCAGCCCACAGGCCCCCAUGCUGAGCUGAGCUGAGCUGAGGCCCUUCUUCCCCUGGACACAUGGACACAGUAGAGAUCCCUGAAUCACACUGCAGAAUUUUCUUCUUGUCAUCAGGGUGUUCAUAACACAGGAGACUGAUCGUUCUGCAUUUGUUUCACUUGCAUCAUGAACUGAGGCCUGAGCUCAGCCUAUUUCUAUGGGACAAACAAGGGGCAGGGGAGGAUGGGGAGAUGGAUAUCUACUUUCUGGAGGGGACUCACUGGAGACUUGGAGUAACAUGAUAGCCCUGGGAACUGGGAGAGCAAACAACAUUUUUUGGAGGAGCAGUGAUGGAGGCCAAGAGCAGGAUGGACACUACAAGAGCUGGGAGAGUCCGCAAAGGGGGCAAUUCCCCACCCCUCCUUUCCUCAAAGUCAGACUCCUCCUCCUCCACCCUGGAAGAGCCACCACCCCUAUACGUUGAGCAGUUCAUCUUUUAAAGUCCUUCACGGUAGCAGGAAAUGGUGGUUUCCCUGGUUGACUUCCGGUGAGGUUAGCAGUGUGCACCACUCAUUCGCUGUCACAGCAACCCUGGGACAGAUGGCUGUGGCCCAGUGCAUAUGUAAUGGCCAAAGAUGCUUAUUGGAGGCUGCUGAUGUGUGUAGGCACGAAAGCACUUCUGUGUGAAAUAACUGCAUUUGCAAAGGCGUGAUGAUAUUGUGGUAGUUUGGGUGUUCUUUAUGCAUGGAGCUGUGCAAAGGUGGUGUGGGUACUCAUGCACUUGAAAGAGUCUCAUGGCAUCCUGGCUGAGAAUCACUAGUGUACACACAUGGAAAUAUUCACGUGCAAGUGAAUGUGCAUACACACAUGCACACAUGCCAUUUAAGAAAUCGGGCCAUUUGAAUUAUGCAAAUAGCACUGCUUGCCCACUUCUGUUGCUGUGUCCCCAUAUCUGGCUCCUACACUGAAGCAGUGUGGGGUUGUCCUUGCUUCAGCAAGAGACUCCAGGGAGGAAGAGGGCAAGUCCAGGACUCUUUCUGAGUCCUGUCCAGGGCUGGUGCCCUUCUCACACCCCUCUGGUUCUGCCAUUGUGAUUAACCUGUGGUUUCAGUGCCUGUGUUACUGGUACCCAGAGAGUGAGGGAAAGGAAGCCUCCUGAUCUGGAGGCAGAGUAAACAGGAGCUGGACUUGAGGGGCAGCUGAUUAGAACAAAGGGGCAGUUUCGGGAUGGGCUUCAUGACUGGGACUGGGGCCUGGUGGGGAGGAGGGGACGAGGGGAUAGAGAGGAAACCUGGAACUCGGAGCUGAGAGGGAGAUGGCGCUGAUUGGGCAAGAAGGUGGGAAACUCAUAGGGGAGUCUGGGACAGGGUGGGCAGGGAGACCAAGGCUUGGAACUGGGGGAAGCUUGGAAGUUCAUACAUUAUAGAGCAGGAAAGGUCACCUGGUUUGGUCUCUGAGAAACCUGAGACUCUCUGGGCAAAGAUGGGGACUCUCAAUGAUAAGAAGAGAGUGUGAGGGAUAUGGAGUUAGUGAUUACUAGGAGGAGACUGAAAUAAGAUACAGAACUGGUUGGGGAGAUGGGCCUAGCUAUGCUUGUGGGGUACUUGAAGGGACUAGGUCUGGAGAGAGAAUGAGCGUGGAUUUGUUGAAAGAGAUGGGAUGAAAGGGGGUCUGUGGCUAUAGGCAUACACCUCCCUACCGAGUAGAGAACCAACACCAGAUGCCUGAGCCUCCCUGUUCCUUCGCUGUCAGCAAAUAUCUGAGCAACCCACUGGCCAUGUGUUUCUAUCCUUCAGCUAGAACUGGUCCACACAGGGGAUAUGAAUCACCCAUUGCUAUCAGCUAAUCUGUUCUGUUCAACCAUGACAGUCUGCCUGGUGGGUCUAAACAAUCCCCACAUUGCUGAUAACCGUUUUGGAUCUGAGCGUGAUGCCAUCUGAGGGAAUGAUGAUGUUUCCACUUGCUUUUUUUUUUUUUAAGAGAAAUGUACAUGCACAGAAAUGAAAAUAAUGUUAUUGUGGUUGCAAAGCCAUGCUCAGGAAAGCAGGAAAAUCCCAGAAUUAAGAUUGCUCAUGUAAACUUA
Messenger RNA from Alligator mississippiensis (American alligator), 6128 nucleotides. RefSeq names its product adenylate cyclase 4 (gene ADCY4). Gene Ontology annotation, biological process: adenylate cyclase-inhibiting G protein-coupled receptor signaling pathway; intracellular signal transduction; adenylate cyclase-activating G protein-coupled receptor signaling pathway. The transcript has 26 exons. The record is from RefSeq and is a predicted model, not a curated record. The coding region runs from base 837 to 4094 and encodes 1085 amino acids. Gene Ontology annotation, molecular function: adenylate cyclase activity. Gene Ontology annotation, cellular component: plasma membrane. Lineage: Eukaryota; Metazoa; Chordata; Crocodylia; Alligatoridae.